This is a messenger RNA of Pecten maximus, 633 nucleotides long. RefSeq lists its product as uncharacterized. The transcript has a single exon. The record is from RefSeq and is a predicted model, not a curated record. NCBI's taxonomy places the organism in Eukaryota, Metazoa, Mollusca, Bivalvia, Pectinida, Pectinidae. The coding region runs from base 1 to 633 and encodes 210 amino acids.
AUGACGUUGGUGAGAGGGAGUGGUCACAUAGACAUGACGCUGGUGAGAGUGAGUGGUCACAUAGACAUGACGUUGUCGAGAGUUAGUGGUCACAUAAACAUGACGUUGGUGAGAGUUAGUGGUCACAUAGACAUGAUGCUGGUGAGAGUUAGUGGUCACAUAGACAUGAUGCUGGUGAGAGUUAGUGGUCACAUAGACAUGAUGCUGGUGAGAGUUAGUGGUCACAUAGACAUGAUGCUGGUGAGAGUUAGUGGUCACAUAGACAUGAUACUGGUGAGAGUUAGUGGUCACAUAGACAUGAUGCUAGUGAGAGUUAGUGGUCACAUAGACAUGACGUUGGUGAGAGUUAAUGGUCACAUAGACAUGACGUUGGUGAGAGUUAGUGGUCACAUAGACAUGACGUUGGUGAGAGUGAGUGGUCACAUAGACAUGAUGCUGGUGAGAGUUAGUGGUCACAUAGACAUGACGUUGGUGAGAGUGAGUGGUCACAUAGACAUGAUGCUGGUGAGAGUUAGUGGUCACAUAGACAUGACGUUGGUGAGAGUUAGUGGUCACAUAGACAUGACGUUGGUGAGAGUUAGUGGUCACAUAGACAUGACGUUGGUGAGAGUUAGUGGUCACAUAGACACAUGA